AUGUUAGCAGCAGAUCCUUUAAGUCCUGCAAGUUCUGAAAUGGCUGACACAUGCCACAGGAAUUUGGAGGUCAGGUCCACCUUGAACUCAUGUCAGAAAUGGUCAUGUAACUCCAGCCAUUCCUUAAUCACUUUUGCAGUGUCACAGAGAGUGAAGAGAAGGUCUCUGUGUCACAUUAUCCUGCUGAAAGAGGUCACUGCCAUUACCUCUUCUGUUGGAUGGGCCAUAUGGCUAGCCUUUACUCACCAAGCAAAUCAGUCAGCCAUAGUCACCCAUGACCCUGUUGCUGGGCCACCAUGGAUCCUUCCUUCCUUGGAUCACUUUGUACCAUCCAUACAGGUGCUCUUCGUUCCUGAAUGCCAGACCGAGUUUGUUCCUACUGGAGUCAUGUUGUCCACUCUCCUUGUGCCAUGUCUUCUGCUUGCUCCAUGCAUUCACUCUGCUCAGUGGUGCUACCAGAGCCAGUAUUCAUGUGACAAUAAUUGCAGAAAGCCCAGUGAGUGGGCAAAAGACUUUCUAGAUUGUGGAGGCCAGAACCAGUCACCCAUUAACAUUGUCACACAAAAGGCAAGGCUUGACCCCUGUCUAACCCCGAUCAUCUUUGAAGGUUACACACAAACUCUGAACGUUACUGUGCAGAACCUCGGAAAUACUGCUAUGCUUACACUUCCUCCAUCUCUGCGGAUCCGAGGUGGGGCUCUGCCUGCCACCUACAAGGCCAUUCAGCUGCAUCUACACUGGGGAGUGAAUGACGGGCCAGGCUCAGAACACACUGUAGAUGGGGAGCAGUAUCCUAUGGAACUCCAUAUUGUUCAUAUAAAAGAACAAUACAAUACACUGAAGGAAGCCAUUAAUGAUACAGUAGGGGUAGCAGCUCUUGCCUUCUUUUAUGAGGUGUCCACAGAAGAAAACCAAAAAUUCACUCAACUGAUUCAGGCUUUGGGAAAUAUUCCAUAUAACGGGAACAGCAGUACUGUCACAGAAUUCCGGUUGACUGAUAUCUUGCCUUCGUUGGACAAGCUUUCCAGUUACUAUCGUUACUCAGGUUCUCUGACCACACCAAGCUGUUAUGAAAGCAUCCUCUGGACGAUCUUCCAGCAGCCUUUUUACAUCAGCCAACAACAGCUGGUGAACCUAACCAAGCAGAUGUGGUUCGAGAGGGAAAAGCCCAUGAUUGAAAACUUCCGCCCAGUGCAGAAGCUAAACGGACGCAUAGUGUACAAAUCCACGGCAUGUGUCUGUAGGUCGUCAGGACCAGUCUUUCUGUGUCUGUGUGUCCUCUGUAUUUUCGAGCUGAUACAGGGUAUAUUCACAUAAUGCACUAUCUAUAAUUUCAGGAUAAAAAUCCAAAAGAAUCACAAUACAUGUACAUGUGAGCACAUUUAAAAUAUAAAAAAGGCAACUGUUUAUUAAUUUGUUUGCAAUAUGAUUAAAAACUUGCAACAAAAUUCCACAAAGAAAGCCCCAAUGAAUUAUAGCUAAGAUGUAACAGACUGCUUGGAUUUAUAAUGAAUGUAUAAAGAAAGAAGCUUCAAAGAGAAGCCAUAAUUUUAAGCCAUAUAAACAUGACUUACAUAUGACAUUAUGCAACAUAUCUUGGGUAAGGCUCUUGGGGGAAAAAUAAAGAUAUUCUCUUUGUAACAUUCAUUCAUUCAUUCAUUCAUUCAUUUUCUACCGCUUAUCCAAUCUACCUCGGGUCACGGGGAGCCUGUGCCUAUCUCAGGCAUCAUUGGGCAUCAAGGCAGGAUACA
Tachysurus vachellii is the source of this 1751-nucleotide messenger RNA. It is a transcript of the gene ca4c, whose product is annotated as carbonic anhydrase IV c. The record is from RefSeq and is a predicted model, not a curated record. Gene Ontology annotation, molecular function: carbonate dehydratase activity; zinc ion binding. The coding region runs from base 1 to 1317 and encodes 438 amino acids. Gene Ontology annotation, cellular component: plasma membrane. The transcript is spliced from 9 exons. Lineage: Eukaryota; Metazoa; Chordata; Actinopteri; Siluriformes; Bagridae.